Molecule: messenger RNA, 2227 nt
Organism: Styela clava
Lineage: Eukaryota; Metazoa; Chordata; Ascidiacea; Stolidobranchia; Styelidae
Product: uromodulin-like
Source: RefSeq, a predicted model, not a curated record
AGAAAUACACUAGGUUUGCGUUAUCAUGCAUUAACAUAUGUCGAUGUGCUGCGUGAACUACUUUCGCCGGAAGCUCAAUAUGCAUUUACAUGAUGACUGGUUGUAUGUUCGUAGCUGGUUCCCGUGCAAUACCUAUUAUGUGUUGGUAAAAUGAAAUGGGAUAUAUUCGAAAUAAAAUGAAGGAUUUUGACAUCAUCUUAAUCAUACUGAUGUUGGUAAAGAUAGUUUCUUCGGGUUUCACUUGCGAUUCUAGCGCGUCAAGGCCGACUCUAAGUACAGACGCAGAAAUUAUAUCAUAUAUUGGAUUGAGUAUUACGUGCAAUGACAACGACGUCGAAGUUCGCAUGGAUGCGUGUGCAUUACAAACUUUGGGGUAUACCCCUCUGUCAGACUUGGCUGCUGGAAACGCUACGGUGACUACAUUGUACUCUUCAGACGUAGUUGAUAGUUCUUGCAUGGGAAUUGAUGAAGGAAAUAAUAUCAUAUUAUUUCAGUUCAAUAUGUCGUUAUGUUCACCAACGGUUACACUUGAGAAUACGGACUUGGUAUAUACUCAAACCAUACGAAACACCGGGCCAGAAUCAUCAGCCGUAAUCACAAGAGUUGCUCCGUUUGAUAUCUCAUUUACGUGUUCAUUCGCGUCAACCAUGGAUAAAUCUUUGGCUUAUUCAAUAUAUCCUGUUUACUACGGAUCUCCCAUCAGUACUGCAACGCAGCAAGACGAGUAUAUGGUAAUGAUAGCAAUGUUCCAGAAUGAAACAUUCCUUCAUCCUGUAUCGGCUUAUCCUGGUACAUAUCCGAAUAUUGAAGUGGGAGACAAUAUUUAUGUUGGAAUCACUACCCAGACUGGAGAAAAAUAUUUAGCUAUGGAAGCAUCAUAUUGCUGGGCAACGAAUUCACCUAAUAUGGACGAUGCAGACAGAUAUGAUAUAUUAGUAGACGGGUGCACUGAGAAAAGUAGCUUCACACAGUUGUACAAAAACUUCAAAUAUCCCACAGUUGAAUUUGCAUUUCAAUCUUUCUCGUGGUUUGGCUCUGGUAAACAAUCUACGUUGCUGUACGUUCACUGUGAGAUUGCAUUAUGUGAUUGGGUGUUAGAUCAAACAUGUUUACAAAAGUCAUGUUCAGAACGAAGCGCUGCUGAAUACCUAAAAGAUAAAAGAAAAAUCAAAAAAGUUUUUACACUCGGCCCAAUCACCAUACAAACAAAUUCAAGCAAGUGCGCCAAUAACAAAGGUGGAUGUUCUCAUUUUUGUACUUUGGAUGAUAAUGGAAGAAGUCUUUGCCUGUGUCCCAACUACAACAACUGGUAUCUUGGAAAAGAUGGCCAGACCUGUAAAUAUAUCAACAUGCCAAAAGCUGAAGCAUUUUCAUUAAAUCAAGAUUACUCAAGAAAAACGGUGUCGGUUCGUGAAAAAAUACCAAAUAUAUCUGAUCGGUUGGCAUGGAUGACUGUUGUGUUAGUGUUUAUUGCAGGAGGGGUAACAAUAAUGGUAUCUUGUUUAAGAAGAAUACGACGGGGAAAAAGUAAAGGAAGAUUUGACUUAUAAAAAACUGUUGUUAUAUAUUGCCAAAAAAUAUAAUGUUACUCAGAAUGAUUAUAUAAUAACUUUUUUUGUUGCUUUUGGUAUAGAUAGCAAAUCAUUACUACAUAUAGUCUUUUUACUCAAAUUUUAUUUUCAUUUGCGCAAGCGAUGAAAAUUGUUAAUUAAUGCCUUGAUACUAUUGAAUGAAAUAAUUCCAACAAUAUAGUAAAUACUAAUUAGACCAGGGAGGAAGAAACAAAGCUUUUCAUGAAAAUGUCCAAUGAAAACUUGAGCUGAUUCCAAGUUUUAUUAAUCAAAAUCAAGGAAUCAAUCAUUCUUUCUACAAAUUAUAUUCAGCUGAAUUACUACAGAUUUUUUAAUAUACUAUCAUUGCGUGAGUAAUGUGCUCUUUUGUGCUGAUAAGGUGCUAUACAUGAAACUAUAUGACAAACUCGGAAAAAAGCUCCUUGUUUAUUUAUUUUAGAUGACCAUAAUAGAAAAAACAACGCAAUAGGUAUUUCGUAUUGCCCAUCACACAGUGCAUCCAAACCAGCUUGAAGCAGAAUAGAUAGUUCAUUGUAAAAAAUUUCAAAAUAAAAAAGCGCUCGAAAUCUCAGUCAGGAUAAUUUAAAACACUGAUAUCGACACAUUACAACGCAUUCAUAUGUGUAAGACUAAUAAAGUGAUCACAAAAUGAAAAA